Molecule: messenger RNA, 741 nt
Organism: Andrographis paniculata
Lineage: Eukaryota; Viridiplantae; Streptophyta; Magnoliopsida; Lamiales; Acanthaceae
Exons: 2
Coding region: 1-741 (246 amino acids)
Source: RefSeq, a predicted model, not a curated record
AUGGUUUUACGAAGCGGAAAUGAAUUAGAAGGACCUAAAAUUGAAGCUUCAAAGGACAAGGAUGAAGAGGAGAUCGAAAGAGAGAUAGAGAAAGCUGCUCAUGAAGAACCAAACAAGGUAACUUCUGAAACGCCUACUUACCCUAAGACUAGCCCAACACCAUUUCCUUGCAGUUUAGAGAAACCGAGGAAGAGUGAUAAAAAUAAGGAGAUGGUGGAGAUGUUUAGAAAAUUGGGAUUGAGCAUACCUUUGUUGGAUGUUAUCAAGCAAGUUCCGAAGUAUGCCGAAUUCUUGAGGAACUUUGCACGAAUAAAAAGAGAUUGUAAGGAGAUGAGUGCAUUAUUGCUGCCGAGAGUGUAUCUGCUGUUAUACAACAUAAAAUCCCUCCUAACUGUGGCGAUCCAAGCUAAUGAAUUAAUUGUUCCUGUGGAUUUUUAUGUGCUUGACAUGCGUGAUGAUAACUCUCCAAAUCCUUCACAGAUAUUGCUUGGUAGACCAUUUAUGUGCAUUGUACAAACUAAAAUAGAUGUCAAGCAGGGUAUACUUUCUAUGGAGUUUGAUGGUGAAAAAGUACAAUUUAAUAUUUCCGAUGCUAUGAAAUACCCUGGAGAAUCUAACGUUUUGUAUAGCUUGGAUGUUUUUUAUGAGAUCGUGCAAGAAAUUCUUACUGCAAGUGGAAAAGACCCUUUGGAGAUUGUUCUGCAUACUAUCUUGAUGCGCAAUUCAGUGCAGAAAAAUUGA